This is a messenger RNA of Hymenoscyphus albidus, 748 nucleotides long. Lineage: Eukaryota; Fungi; Ascomycota; Leotiomycetes; Helotiales; Helotiaceae. The record is from the annotation of a GenBank genome assembly.
GAAAAUACUCACCACUCCCCGAAUCCGUUGAUCACAUCUCUCACCGUACCAGCAGGUCGGUAGCCCAGCAUAUCCUCGUAACAUAUCACGACGUCAAAACUCGGGAUAUUCUUUGCCUAAUGAUACAUCAGCGAGCGGUGACGGCGGGUUGGCAUAAAUACCAAAGCCCAUCCCGAAUUUUGCAAAUCCAAGAAUUUCAAAAACACCUUCCCCAUCUGCCUAAAGUCCUCUCCCAAGACCAAACCACCCAAAAUGCAACUCAAAGCCCUCCUCCUCCUCACCCUCGCCUCACUAGCAGUCUCAACCCCAACUCCAGUCGAAUCAGGGACCGAAACCUCCGCAGCACGAUGUGGAUAUCCAAACGGGAAUUGCUAUGAAAACGGUUGUGACGGGAAACCCUCUACUCUCAGGUGUUCCUCUGUAGGUUCAAUAACUCAAUGCUAUUUCUUGGCCGAUAUCUUCUAACGUGGAAUCUCAUAGGGGCCGUACGCAGGCUGCGAGUGUGGCUAUAACUGUGGAUCCAACGUAGGCUCAUGUUACGAAAAUGGGUGCGAAGGCGUUGAUGGACGUUGCACUGGGGCGUAUCUUGGGUGUAACUGUCGCUGAUUUUUGGAGGGGCUUGGGGUGACUUUUUUGAGAUGAUAUGUUACGAUGUGUUGGGAGCUGAGUGCUGUGGCUGGUUGUGUUUGGUUGGGUUGGGUCGAAACUUGGAGGGUAUUACACUCAUUCGUGAUAAUCAAUAUACGAG